Molecule: messenger RNA, 3014 nt
Organism: Brienomyrus brachyistius
Lineage: Eukaryota; Metazoa; Chordata; Actinopteri; Osteoglossiformes; Mormyridae
Product: nicotinamide phosphoribosyltransferase-like
Exons: 11
Coding region: 170-1645 (491 amino acids)
Biological process (GO): NAD+ biosynthetic process
Molecular function (GO): nicotinamide phosphoribosyltransferase activity
Source: RefSeq, a predicted model, not a curated record
GUUCGUCACCGCCGCCCUCGGCUUCCCAAUUUGACGGGAGGGUCCGGCGUAGGCCCGCCUCUCCUCGGCUCGCAUUAUCCUGCACCCCGCCUCCAGCGACGGGCUUGGUUGUGAGCGGCCGGCGGCAGGCAGGGCUCGCAGUAACAAUACUGACAUCCGCGAAGGGAAGAUGGAGCGCGGAGACCAGGAUUUCAACAUACUGCUGGCCACGGACUCCUACAAGGUCACACAUUACAAGCAGUACCCACCCAAUACUAGUAAGGUCUACUCGUAUUUUGAGUGCCGGGAGAAGAAGACAGAAACCAGCAAGGACAGGAAAGUCAAGUAUGACAAAACGGUCUUUUAUGGUCUACAGUACAUCCUGCACAAGUACUUAAAAGGCAGGGUGGUCACUUCAGAAAAGAUUCAAGAGGCAAAGAAGGUGUAUCUGGAACAUUUUCAAGAUGAUGUGUUCAAUGAGAGUGGCUGGAACUAUAUUCUGCAGGAGUAUGAUGGUCACCUCCCCAUCGAAAUCAAGGCUGUCCCAGAAGGCAGCGUGAUCCCACGUGGAAAUGUGCUCUUUACCGUCGAGAGCACUGACCCCAAGUGCUAUUGGCUCACAAACUGGGUGGAGACGAUUCUAGUUCAGAUCUGGUAUCCCAUUACCGUGGCCACCAAUUCCAGGGAACAGAAGAAGAUCCUGGCCAAGUAUCUGAAGGAGACUUCUGGGAGCCUUGAAGGUCUCGGGUACAAGCUCCAUGACUUUGGUUAUCGGGGAGUCUCUUCACAGGAGACAGCUGGCAUUGGAGCUUCUGCGCAUUUGGUGAACUUCAAAGGCACAGACACCGUGGCUGGUAUCGGGGUCAUUAAGAACUACUACGGAACCAAGGACCCUGUGCCUGGAUUCUCUGUGCCGGCAGCAGAGCACAGCACCAUUACCGCCUGGGGAAAGGACCAUGAGAAAGACGCCUUUAAGCACAUCGUGACGCAGUUCCCCUCCGUCCCGGUGUCUGUCGUCAGUGAUAGCUAUGAUAUUUACAACGCCUGCGAGAAAAUUUGGGGUGAAGACCUGAGGGACCUCAUCGAGUCUCGGAGUGCUAAGGCACCUCUGUUGGUGCGACCAGACUCUGGGAACCCCCUGGACACCGUACUGAAGGUCUUGGAUAUUUUAGGCAAGAAGUUUCUUCCUGUUGAGAACAGCUUGGGUUUCAAGGUUUUGCCCCCCUACAUUCGAGUGAUCCAGGGCGACGGUGUAGAUAUCAACACGCUGCAGGAGAUUGUUGAGGGAAUGAAGACGAACCGGUGGAGCAUCGAGAACAUCUCGUUUGGCUCUGGUGGUGCCUUGCUGCAGAAACUGACUCGAGACCUCCUGAACUGCUCCUUUAAGUGCAGCUAUGUCGUCACCAACGGUCUUGGGGUAAAUGUGUUCAAGGACCCUGUAGCGGACCCCAACAAGCGCUCCAAGAAGGGACGGCUGUCCUUGCACAAGUCGCAGAGUGGGGAGUACCUCACCCUGGAGGAGGGCCGAGGGGAGCUGGAGGAGUAUGGAGUGGACCUGCUGCACACAGUAUUUCACAAUGGGAAGAUUGUGAAGACCUACACGUUUGACGAGGUCAGAGAAAACGCCAAGCUCAAGGACUGCGAGCUACAAGAGCUGCUGAACUGACCGAGCUACAGCCUGCCCAGGCAGCACUGCAUGGGCUGUCUGUGCUAGGGGUCCCGGGUCCUGUUUGAGGUCACCACCACCCUGCACCUCUGGCAUGGAGAGAAAGCCAAACACCUGCCUGAGCUCAAAGAGAGAGCACGCUCACAGAGAGCUUGUUGGAACAAACCCCACAGAAUGCGUCUGUAUGCCGUCUACAGAACUGUAUGCUACAAAUUCCAGAACUUUAAGCUUUGUUGUAUAUUUACUUGUGGGACGAUAAAGUUACAAGAGACUAAUACAGUUUGAGGACUUACUGUACAUGAACUGUUCAGUAGACCACAAUUCUGAAGUAAACAUGCACAUUAAUGAAAGUGUCUGAACUUUAAUCAGCUGUAGAACCUUAAGGUAAAUGUUACAUGUUGAUGAAUGUGGGUGUUUUUUUUGCAAACUGUUAAUUACCUGUUGUUGGGGAUUAUAUUCCUUUAUGCAAUUUAUGUUUUUAAAUGGGAAAGGCACUUUUUGGUUUUUGUCCCGUUCACGUUUUAUUCAGAGAACCGGAUCUUUCCUCCCAUUGUAAAUGCCAAAUGAAGGUGAUCUAUUGCCUGUUCUGUAGACUGUGUCCUGUAGCAGUCAGACUUUGUUCUGACGGUAAGAAAUCCACAAUAUCCAUGGAAAGAGUAAUUGUUUUUUUGUACAAUUUAAAAUGUUUAUUGCAUUACUGUCAUUUGGAAAUUAAACACUUUGACAGUUUUACAAUGAGAUAUGGAUCAAAACAUUUUACUAGAACCUGAUUUUACUAUUUUGAUACUUUCAAAUUUAAUUUUCAUUAGAUUUUUUUUUUUUUUGGAAAAUAUAAUGUUGUUGAAAAGUUAUCACACUGAAUAUUUCUAAUUAUGUGGCCAAACUGCCUUCUCUGAGAUUUUUGUGUGUUUGUGUCUGCAGAUAUGUAUGUAUGUAUGUAUGUAUGUAUGUAAAGCUUAAGUAAAAGCUCUGCCUGGCUGGGAAGAUGUACCUUUUUCUGUGUGAAGCCCAGUUUUAUAAAAAUCACUAUUUCAUCAGUUUUAGCUCAUUUGUGUACAAUAUUUGAAUGCUGAAGGUGAUGUGUAUGUGUGUGUAUUUUUCUAUUUUUUUCCUUUCAUCACCUUUGGAUAAUGUUAUUGUGGAGAUAUUGACAUAAUACUGAAAUGACCACACUGUUUGCCGAAAUAUUUUCUUCAUUGUAAAGUAAAAAGACGACUGCAUUUCCUUUUCUAUCUACUGAAAAAAAUAGAAGAAAAAAAUCGGCGAAAGCACUAGCAUUUGAUUUGAUGGCAACUGUAUCUAUUUUCAAGAGGGAUCUGUGUGCUUGAAACGUGUGGGUGAAAUUUGAAAUAAAGCAAUAACGAAUAGA